Trypanosoma cruzi is the source of this 831-nucleotide messenger RNA. RefSeq lists its product as uncharacterized. The transcript has a single exon. The coding region runs from base 1 to 831 and encodes 276 amino acids. Lineage: Eukaryota; Euglenozoa; Kinetoplastea; Trypanosomatida; Trypanosomatidae. Gene Ontology annotation, molecular function: metal ion binding. The record is from RefSeq and is a predicted model, not a curated record.
AUGGCAUCCGUCGCUGGAGGUGCGGCGGCGGGACCAGCACCACCCCCCUAUCACUCCACGGGGACGGUGAAAACAAAUUAUGUGGUCGAGCACGCCGCCCCCUCUGCCGUGUGUCUCGUGCGCAAGAUACAGACCUCCCCGUACCAGCCACUUCCCUCGGAGCAGGUGCAGUCCGUGACGCUUCCGAAUCUUCUUUCGUUGCGUUCGCCACCGCACGUGGCGCAUCAGGCGUUGAUGGACUUCUACUUUGCGAUGAAUGGCCACUGUGGCAUUAACUGUUCCGACCCGUCGUCGCUGGACCUCAUUACGGUUGCUGUGCACGCACGAAAUGCGGGUGGGAGUGGCAGUAACACUGAAAUCCAUUCGAAGGAAACACCUAGACCGCAUGCGGGCACCGCCCCGCCGUACUAUCACGCGGCAGGUUCCGUGUCGACAACCCCGCUGACUUCAGCCACGCCAAAUAAUGGUAGCAAGAAUAGCAACAUGUUGUUUUUAUCAAACGAAACGCCACCUGUGAUAGAUGGUGGCAUGUACACUCACAGUCAACAACAGCAACAACAACAACAACAGUCCAAUUCAGCGCCAUCCGUGUUGGGUACACCGAUAAUUCCUCCAAGUUUCACAUCCUCCUCCUCGGAGGACUAUCGGCUUUCGCAAAUACGAAGAAAUGAGCGUCAUGUGAACAAUGCGUUGUAUGGCAAGGUGUGUGCCUUUUUUAACACGCGGGAGGGCUGCAGGCGUGGACCAUACUGCCACUUCCUUCACAUUGGCAAAGGUGGUGGAGGCAGUGCGGGAAAUGGCGGUGGAGCAGCUCCCCAACAAUUUUAUUGA